GAGGCUUGCUCGACACGGACUCGCCGUGUUUACUUGGCUCUUUGUUCCUCCCCCCUCCCCCGGCACACACUCACACUCCCCGGCACACGCCGCCGGCCUCCAAACUUGCCGCGCUCGGGGCGCCGCCGCCGGUGGCCCCAGCCCGCCGCCCGCCGCUGCCCCGAUGAGGCGGCAGCCACAGAACGGCGACCUCCAGAAGCAGUUCCACGACAGGCCUCCGCGGAUCGCAGCGCUGAGCGACAAACAAGCUUUGGGAACCACCACUGCAGUGCCUGUCACGGGUCCUCAGGUGAGCUCCUUGCAGAGGUUGGCGGGGCAAGGAGCAGCAGAGCUACCUCAGGUUAGGCCAAAGACUCUGAUUCCAGACAGCCUCCCUGUCACCCCAGGCCGGGACAGGCCCCCUAAACAGCCCCCAACAUUCCAGAAGGCCACUGUGGUCAGUAUCAAGAACCCCAGCCCAGCCCUCCCCACCGCCAACAACACUGUCAGCCAUGUGCCAGCACCCAGCAGCCAGCCCCAGGCCCGCGCCGAGCCCGCCACUGUCACCUCUCCUCUGAGCAGCGCCGGCGUGGCCUACGCCAUAAUCUCCACCUCCCCCAGCAAUGCCGCCGCCAUCGCCCCCAGCACCGCCGUGUCCGUGGUCAGCGACAGCGUCAAAGUCCAGCCCCUCCUCAUCAGUGCCGACAACAAGGUUAUCAUCAUUCAGCCUCAAGUGCAGACGCAGCCCGAGAGCUCGGGGGAGCCGCGGCCGCCCACGGAGGAGCCAUCUCAGGGAGCUCAGGCCACCAAAAAGAAGGAAGAUGGGCCUCCGGGCCAGGAGAAUCCUGAGAAAAUCGCCUUCAUGGUAGCACUGGGCCUGGUUACGACAGAGCACUUGGAAGAAAUCCAGAGCAAACGCCAAGAGCGGAAGAGGAGGAGCACCGCCAACCCCGCGUACAGCGGCCUCCUGGAGACCGAGAGGAAACGGUUGGCAGCUGGGUCCAGCUCUCUCAACAACUCCCUGUUCCUCACAGCAAGAGCCAAUGAGGACCCCUGCUGGAAGGGUGAAGCCACCCAUGAUGAGCACUGUGCCGUCUGCAGACGUGGCGCCAAUCUGCAGCCCUGCAGCACCUGCCCUGGGGCCUACCACCUCAGCUGCCUGGACCCGCCCCUCAAGACGGCACCCAAGGGCAUGUGGGUGUGUCCCCGGUGUCAGCAGAAGGCCUUAAAGAAGGACGACAGCGUGCCCUGGACUGGUGUGCUGGCCAUUGUGCACUCAUACGUCACCCACAAGACAGUCAAAGAAGAGGAGAAGCAGAAACUGCUGCACCGAGGUAGCCAGCUGCACAGUGAGCACCAGCAGCUGGAGGAGAGGGACCGGCGCCUGGCCUUGGCCAUGAAGAAAUGCCUGGAGCUGAAGACAAGCUUGCUGGCCCGGCGCAGGGGCACCCAGUCGUCCCUGGACCGCCUCCGCGCCCUGCUCAGACUGAUCCGAGGCGAGCAGGUGCUGCAGCUCACCGUGACGCGGACCGGCCCCGCCCCGCCGCUGGCGGGGCCCUGGGCCAAGGCCCCCGCGGCAGCCGUGCGCUCCGCCCUCCAGCACCCUCAGGGGCACAACUGAGCCCGGGGACCUGGCCUCGCGCCCGCGGGACGUCCCCGGGAGCCUGCUCACGCGCCUGGGGUCCCAUCGGCCUUAAUUCACAGCACUCUGAAGUUCAGACAUGUAAACUAGACAGACGGAGGGGGAGG
Molecule: messenger RNA, 1728 nt
Organism: Orycteropus afer afer
Lineage: Eukaryota; Metazoa; Chordata; Mammalia; Tubulidentata; Orycteropodidae
Source: RefSeq, a predicted model, not a curated record